Nicotiana tabacum (common tobacco) is the source of this 4322-nucleotide messenger RNA. The record is from RefSeq and is a predicted model, not a curated record. NCBI's taxonomy places the organism in Eukaryota, Viridiplantae, Streptophyta, Magnoliopsida, Solanales, Solanaceae.
UUGCAGCACGUGCAAAAAUCUCUGAUAGAACCUCGACCUUUCUUUGAUAGAAUCACUGAGAAAUUCCCGUUCUCCGAUUGCCGCCUCUCCGACAUCCAUCGCCGGCGGCAAGUUUCCCGGUUCGCCACCUUCAUCAUCACCUAGGUAUUCACCUUCACGCUCUCAAAAAUCUAACUGGAAUGACGUAAAUAUCAUUCUUUAUUGACCUUACUCACCAUCCCUACACAAGCAUAUAAUAUAUUAAUAUUUAGUUUAUAAAAUGAUGAUUAGAAAGCAAUCAUCUAACAUCUGUGUUUGUUUUCAAGCACCCUUUAACCCCCAGAAAGCAAUUUUUUUGGAAUAUUUGUGUACAACAAUACAAGCUAGAGGUACAACUACUAGUACAGGUUGUUCAAAAAAUGUUCAAGAGUUGAAUGAGAAGUGUUGGCUUUAUAAAAAUGUUAACUUUCAUUGUUUUGGAAUACCAUUUAACCCCCCAAAAGCAAUAUUUGUGAAAAACGUGUAUACAACAGUACCAGCUGGAGGUACAGCUGCUACUGCAGGUUGUUCACAUGUUCAAGAAUUGGAUGAAAAGUUAAAGUGGCUUUGCGAAAAGCUUAAUUCGCAUUGUUUCCGAGUAGCUCUUAACCCACCAAAAGCGAGUUUUGUGAAAUAUUAUUGUGCAAAAGCAGUUACAGAACAUACUACAAUGGAUGUACACGCAUUGGAUGCAGAGUUGAAGGGUCUUUGUGAAAAGCCAAAUCCUCAGUAUGUUAAUGCUUAUAAACUUUUUAACGACGCGGUUAAUUCGGGUCGAAUACCUUCUGAGUUUACUUGCAAUUUUCUUGUUGCAACAAUGGCAAAGAAUAAGGAGUACAGCUUGGCUUUUAAGGUGUAUGGUAGGAUGAGAGAGGUGGGGAUAUCCCCGUGGUUUUUGUCGUUGGCUGCUUUGACUGAAUGUUUAGUGCAUGUUCAAAGACCAAAAUUGGCGAUUUCUGUGUUGGGGUUGAUUUUGAAGUAUGGUUUCAGGGUUAAUGAUUACCUUGUUAAUAUUGUAUUGAAAGGAUUGUGUGAAAAUGGUAUGGCUAUUAAGGCUGUAGAAGUUUUUCAGUGUUUAUAUAUGAAAGAAGUGACUCCUAAUGUCGUUAGCUUAAACACCCUUAUGAAAGGACUUUGCAGAGAGAGGAAAUUGGAGGCGGCUUUAGAUUUGAGGAGUAGAAUGGAAAAGGUGAAUGUAGCUCCCAAUAUGAUUACUUAUUCCAUUUUGAUAGAUGGUCUUUGCUCAGAGAGAAGGUUGGAUGAAGCUAUGGGAUUGCUGGAGGAGAUGACAACUAAGGGUUUGAAAGCUGAUGUUGUAGUGUAUAGUUCACUCAUAAAUGGACUUUGCAACAAAGGAUGUGUUGAUAGAGGGAAAGAGCUCUUGAAUGAGAUGUUGAAGGAAGGAAUUUCGCCAAAUGUGGUUACUUACUCUUGUUUAUUACAUGGCUAUUGUAAGCAGGGCCAAUUAAAAGAAGCAACUAUGUUAUAUGAUGAUAUGCUGAAGCGCAAAAUCCAGCCGGACGUCAUUACAUUUAUCAGUAUGAUUAGCGGGCUUUGCAAAGGUGGGAGGGCUGUGAAAGCAGUGGAAUUGUUUAAAUUGACGGUGGAGAAGGGUGAAGAGCCUGGAAACAUAGCUUACAAUAUUCUUCUGCGUGGACUUUGCAAGGAAGGGUUACUUUCUGAUGCUUUUAACAUUCUGCAGCAGAUGAUAGAAAAGGGCAAGAAGCCUGACUUGAUUACUUACAAUACACUGGUGAGAGGACUUUGUGAAAAUGGGAAGGUGGACGAUGCCUUGACACUUUUUAAUUCAAUGUUAGCUGAUGAGACAUAUGUUCAGCCAGACAUUACGACAAUGAAUGUACUGAUUCAAGUGCUUUGUGAAGGAGGACAUCUAAGUAAUGCUGCCAAAAUUCAUGAGAAGAUGGUUGCUAACAAGACACUGGUUGACAUGAGAACUUUUACUGUGCUUAUUGGAGCUUACAUAAAAGCAGACAAUGUUGUUAAAGCUAUGGAACUCUUGAAGCAGGCAAAUGAAUUGGGUUUUAUUCCAGACUCAUUGACCUAUGGCACUAUGGUUGAUGGUUUUUGUGAGUUGAAUGUACUAAAUAUCGCGAAAGGUUUGUUUCUUCGGAUGAGAAACAAUGGAUAUUGCCCAACCGUGAUUGAUUACAAUAUCUUGAUGGAAAGCUUAUGCAAUGAGGGUAGCUUGGAACAAGCUAGGAGGUUGUUUCAAGAGAUGUUAGAUGGCAAUUGUGAGCCAGAUCUUGCGUCAUACAAUAUUAUCAUUGAUGGAACGCUCAAAGCAAAAAGCUUAAAAUCUGCUAAAGAGUUACUUGUUCAUAUGCUUCAUAUGGGUUUGAAUCCAAAUGCUUUCACAUAUUCCAUAUUAAUAAAUAGGUUAUCAAAACUAGGGCUGUUGGAUGAGGCAAAGAAUUUAUAUGAGAGGAUGAAUGCAUCUGGCUUGACACCGGAUAACUCUGUGUAUAAUUGUUUACUGAAAGGCUUUAGCUUGAAUGGUCAAACUAGAGAAAUUAUUGAUUUGCUUAACCAAAUGGCUGUUAAGGGCAUUGAUCUGGACUCAAAACUCACUUCAACAAUCUUGACGUGUCUUUGCAAUAUAUCUGAAGAUGUCAAUGUGGCAGAGCUGUUGCCAAACUUCUCCAGAGAAAAAUCAGAAGUAUUUAGCAUUCCAUGCAGUGAAUUGUUGAACAAGCUUCACAAUAGUUUAUCCAAGCUUCAGUUGGAUUCUGCUCAGCAGUGCCAAUGAUAAGCUUCAGGGAUUGGGGUUCCUCCACAAGCAAAAUUCUUAUGCCUGCAAAGGUGUGUGAGCGAGAGGCUUCAUGAUAACAUCUUACAUACGUUUUGGAUGUGAAUCACAUCUGCAAUCAACAGCAACGGGAAUGAUGGUUCCCCGCUUGAUUUGCAUUCAUACCUCAAACUUGCUUCGGUUGUUAACUAUCUGGAGUAGGAGAGCUGCUUAUUUAGCAAAAGUAGCUCAAUCAAAAGUUCUGAAUAAACAUCUGUAUUCUCUUACCAGCUGGGGAGCGGACCUCCCCUGGACCCUGCGUGAAGGUGGGAUACUUCGUGCAUCGGGCUGCCUUUUUUUAUUCUCUUUUCAGCUGCCUGACCUAGUCACUUGCCAGUGUAGAUGAUAAGCCACGUAUCUUCCAGAAGAAGCAAAGAAAUUUAGGAGAAGAUAAUUCCUGGAGCUUUCAGUUAUUAGAAGUUUAUUAGAAGGUAUCUGUUUAGCAGUUUUAUUAUGGUUAUUAGAAGUUAUCUAUCUUUAUCCUAAUAGGUUAUGCAGUAGUUAUGGUCAGCCUAUUAUAUAAGUAAUAGAUCCGGUAAUGUGUAGGUAUCAUUAUCAGAAUUAAACUACUUUAUUCUGGAGCAUUGUCCUCUCCAUACGGACAACUUUAUUGGUGUAGUUGUGUUUAAGAUUCUUGCACAAACUAUUGCCAAUAAUAUUAACUUCUUUGUUCUAUUUCUUCAAUUAUCUACUUCUGGUCACUAUCAGUAGAUCGUUUUUUACAUGUGAGGUCAUAUCAUGUCAGUCAAGAAGCUGCAAAUAAGUUAUCAGGUGAUAAUUGUAUCUGAUUAGAUCAACUUCAAGAGAUGAAUUUAGCAGCUGGCAAGUCCAAUAUUGGAAGCUACCUCUGUAUUGUGUCAAACUAAGUUGUGUUGACAAUCAACUUCAAGGAGAUGAAUUUUACAGGUAAACAUCUUCAGCUUAUUGAUCCAAGUUGAAGUUAUUUAUCAACUUCCUUGAAUAAUAUAUCUGCAUUAGGUGAACUUUGGGUGUAUCGACCUAAGUUCACAUGGUUCAUCACCUUCCUAGAGCUUUGCAUCUGCGACGAGGAAGGAAGUGCUUUACUUUUGAGCGUUCAUCUGGCUGCUGUGGACAUCUCUGGCAACAAGGAAGCUGCUUCUAACGGGAACAUUGAAACUUUGAUGGACUGAUAUCCACAAAUGCCCCGAACCAUGAUAAUAUGCGCAGAAUGCUUGAUAACAGUGUUCAGCUUAGUUCUUGAUACUUGGUGUUUGGUGGUAAACAAGAGAAGAAAUUUUAUCAUGAGAGAUUUUAUUAAUGGACAGAGAGAUUCACUUUAGAUGUCGGAAAAUUCUUGGUGGCUGGAUGCUGCAAAUCAAAUGGCUGAUGGCAUAGACAAAUCCAGGAUUUAGAAUCCAUGAUUUAAAGUCAAUGAGUUAAUAAUGAGUGUGAUCUUAUUAUGUGUAUAAAUUUUACAUUUUCUUUUUGCUUAUGUAUACGUUGUUUGAAUCGAAAAUAAUGAAUUCAGUUGAACCCA